Molecule: messenger RNA, 549 nt
Organism: Hyposmocoma kahamanoa
Lineage: Eukaryota; Metazoa; Arthropoda; Insecta; Lepidoptera; Cosmopterigidae
Exons: 4
Coding region: 1-357 (118 amino acids)
Source: RefSeq, a predicted model, not a curated record
AUGGAGACUCAUAGUCAAAUGCUAGUUAUGGUAAAUCGCUGUAUUGAAGAAAAAGUGUAUUUACAGGUAGCCAUUGUCGGUUUUAUAGAAAAUAAUGGCUUGAAUACUGAAGAAACUAGUGCAGCUUUGCAAAAUCUCAAUAAACUUAAAGAAUUGGAAGUACAAAAGUACCUCACUGAUAAUAAAUAUUUCCUAGAAAUUGCUUUAAUGACUGAAGUUAGUAUCUCCACCUUAAAAAGAAUUAACUAUGAAGGCAAAGUAAACCAGGGAAUAUUGAGCACCCCCGCAAAAAAAUGCCCUCACAAAGCGACAGAAAUAAAAUUAAUGAAUAUUAUACAUUGUAAUGAAUAUAUUUAAGGGAAAGCAUUGCAUUCUCAGGGUGUAGAGAAACAUAAGACGAGACAAACACCAGAUAUUAUUGGUCAAUGGAUUUGUAUUUAAGCAAAGUAAAUACCAACGUUCUCUGCUCACGAUACGACGACAUCAAGGCUUGGCGACAUAAGUUCUUGAGGAUUAAAGCUUCAAAGCGUGAACAAGGUAAAAAAAUGU